This is a messenger RNA of Corticium candelabrum, 1244 nucleotides long. Its product is annotated as pre-mRNA-splicing factor RBM22-like. NCBI's taxonomy places the organism in Eukaryota, Metazoa, Porifera, Homoscleromorpha, Homosclerophorida, Plakinidae. Bases 27 to 1181 code for a protein of 384 amino acids. The record is from RefSeq and is a predicted model, not a curated record. Gene Ontology annotation, cellular component: U2-type catalytic step 1 spliceosome; Prp19 complex; U2-type catalytic step 2 spliceosome. Gene Ontology annotation, molecular function: metal ion binding; pre-mRNA binding; U6 snRNA binding. The transcript has 8 exons.
CAUCAACUACGGGACAACAGCUCUCUAUGGCUCUUUCAAAGUCGACAAAUCCGUACAACAGACAACACUGGGAGAAUGCGGAAUUCCCAAUUCUCUGUCAAACAUGUCUCGGCGAGAACCCGUAUAUUCGAAUGAUGAAGGAGAAAUACGGGAAAGAGUGUAAGAUAUGUGCGCGCCCAUUCACCGUCUUCCGCUGGUGUCCCGGCCCCAAAGCGCGUUACAAGAAAACGGAGAUAUGCCAGACGUGCGCCAAGAUCAAGAACGUUUGUCAGACUUGUCUGUUGGACUUGGAGUACGGUUUGCCUGUGCAAGUGCGGGAUACGGCUAUGAACCUUACGGAUCAGAUGCCAUCGUCGGAUGUGAACAAAGAGUAUUGGACUCAGAAUAUGGAGAGAAAACUGGCAGAGUCAGACGGAACACGACCAAUUGGUGAACUUGGGAAGGCACAACCACCAAGUGACUUGCUCGUUCGUAUGACUCGUUCUCAGCCAUACUAUAAGAGAAACAGACCGCAUAUCUGUUCGUUCUGGGUAAAGGGAGAGUGCAAGAGAGGAGAAGAGUGUCCCUACAGACAUGAGAUGCCCACGGAUCCUAAUGACCCUUUAGCCAACCAGAAUAUUGCAGAUCGUUAUCAUGGUGUGAACGAUCCGGUAGCAGAGAAGCUGCUCAAACGAGCGAAGGCUUUACCGACGUUGGACGCUCCUCAGGAUAAGACGGUAACGAGUUUGUUUGUUGGAGGCCUGACGGAUGGCAUCACAGAGAAAGAUCUGGCUGACAAUUUUUACCAGUAUGGGGAGAUCAGGUCAAUCACGGUGGUACCAAAACAGAACUGUGCGUUUGUCACAUUCACCACACGCCAAGCAGCCGAAGCCGCAGCUGAUGGCACAUUCAAUAAGUUAGUUAUCAAACAGCAGCGGCUCAAGAUUUUGUGGGGAAAGGCACAAGGUCAGGCGCCAGUCAGUGGAGAUGGAGCUGGAUCAAAUAAACUACCUCCUGUGGCCGGACUGCCUCCACCUUUGCCUCCACCUCCUAUGGCAUCAGGAGUCCCUCCUCCUCCACCACCUCCUUUUCCACCAGGAAUGCAGCCUCCACCUCCACAACCAAACAUGCCAGGACCAAAGGGUAUUCAUUAUCCAUCACAAGAUCCUCGUAGAAUGGGAACGUUUAGAGAAUCUACGUGAUUCCUUGAGAAACAGAAAGGUCUGUAGUAAAUUUCAAUGUAAUAGUGAAUACUAGAAAAAGAU